Molecule: messenger RNA, 5101 nt
Organism: Paramuricea clavata
Lineage: Eukaryota; Metazoa; Cnidaria; Anthozoa; Malacalcyonacea; Plexauridae
Source: the annotation of a GenBank genome assembly
AUGCCAGAACUUGAUCACAUAUCUAACCACGAAUGUGUGUCCGUCUGGAUUGCCAAAAAGGAAGUGAGGAAUAUAAAAAACCAAGCCAAAACUCACCAAUGGGACAUUAAAAGUAAGAUAUUUAAUAUUUUAUCAGUACAGUUAAUUUAUUUGUUUACACUGUGUAGCUAAAGAUAGUUGAGCACACUCUGUCAAAAGUAAAAUUAUAUGGGAACCACAUUGUUUUCCUAGAACUGGAAAUACUGCAGAUUUCAAUUGAUGAACAACAUUCGCCAAUGUUGCUAAGUGCAAAUAUUAACAGUAACAAGCAAAGUUCGAGUACCUAGUAUAGCAUGUUUACUGUCAGCAGUAUAGGAAGGAGUUUUGUUAACAGGAAACCUUUGUCAAAGGAAUUAAGACCUGUUAAUAUUGAUAAAACAAUAGGGAAUGACCCAAUAUGUACAUACUUCUGAGGCCAUCCCAAGGGGUAGAGCCAAGGGGGUUAAUACCAGCUUCGUCUGCAGGGUUUUAUUCUUGAAUGACCCAGUCCCAUAUACCAAACUAUUCUUUGUUGUGUUUAAGGAAAAGAACUUAUCUAUGUUGGGGCAAAGAAAAAUUUGAGAAAAAAAGUUGUGAUGGAUGUCGAGGAGAUUUCAGAGAUUCUACAUCAGUACCAUUCCAAUCCAAUUGGUGGGCACAGUGGAAUAAAUAACACUCUGGCAAAAGUAUCCCAGUACUAUAUUUGGAAUGGUAUUAAGGAGGAUGUAGUUGAAUAUGUAAGUAACAUAAAAGGAAAAUUGGUUAACCCUUUAAGUGGCAAUGCGCCCAGAUGCACCCUACUUCAUUAUUUUACUCUGCCUAACUCCAGGCUUAUUUUGAUAAACAUUAGGAAAAAUGAAAACAAGUGUAAAUUGCCUUUAUUAGUGACGAAACACUUUAGAUAAGAGGUGCUUAUGUUGCAUAAUUUUUAAACUAUGAAUUACUGGUCCAAAAGUAUCCCACAAAAGGCCACAAUACACUGUUCUUACCCGAAGCCCUGUGUAGCAUUUCCAAGGCCAAUUUAAAAUGUUUCAUGCAUUUUUUUACCAUUAUGCAAUUUGUUACUUCUUAGUGUAAAACUUGUGAUCGCUGCCAACGUUAUGAGAAGCUGAAAACCCAAGCUCCAGAGCUUAAAUCAAUUAAAGUAAACAAGGCAUUAGAAUUGGUUGGAAUGGAUCUUAUUGGUAUGCUUCUAAAGAUGCUUAAAUUCAACUUCAUACCUUAAAUCAUGUGAAUGAAUUUGUGACAAAUCUGUUUUUGAAAUAUUAGUUUUUCGUGAAUCUGUAACUCAAAUGCCAAAUAGAAUACUUACGUAUAAGAAUACUCAAGUAUUUCUGAAUGUUGAUUUUAAUAUAAUUAUAUCUAUUUUUAUUAAAGAUUGUCAAAUUAUUUUUAUUAUAUUUUCAAGGGCCUCUUCCUACUACUGAUGCUGGGUACAAGUAUGUCCUUACAUUCACUGAUUACUACACCAAAUUUGUGGACUUCUAUCCUUUAAAAGAAAAAGCAGCUGCUGGGAUAGCAUGUUGCAUCAAAACAUUUGUUUGCAUAGGUACCGUAAAUAAAGUUUGUACAGUGCUUGAAAUGGAGGCUAGUAGCUCUCUAUAUGCAAAGCUUACCAUUACAAUGAUUAGGUACGGUAUGCUUGAAGUGGACUACAGCCUUUAUUAAGGCAUCUAGUACAAUUGAUGUACUAACAUAUGAUAAUGCUAAAAUGUUUUGUUUGAUUAUUCUUGUAGAUGGGGUGCUCCAUGCAGACUCCUGUCAGACCAAGGACGUGAAUUUGUGGCUAAGGUAAUGCCCAUGUCUCCCUAAAUAAUUAACGUGCAAUAAUACAUCCUUAAAGCCUUUUUUCCACUAGGUCAAUUUGUUUGUGCAGUUUGUACAAAAGUAGAAACUGAUGUAUCUAUUUUGUGGCAAACUUUUUCACUGACCAAUCACAUUACCAGUGAAGAUUUUUCUCUUUGUGACAACAAAUUCACCUCUCUAGAGUGAAAAUUAGACAAAAUGCAUGAUACAUCCCUAAAAUUGUUGGCAGAGGUAUGCAGUCUCCAAGUGUCCUCUAGUUGGAUUUUGCAAAUGUUUGCAACUUUGCAUGCACCUAUAAUUUUGCAUGCACCUAUAACUUGGACUAUUACAAGCUUGCUUGUGUUUUCAAUAGGUCAACACAGAGGUUUGCAGGCAGUUUGGUAUCACUCGUUCUGUAACAAGUGCUUAUCAUCCACAAACCAAUGGUCUUGAUGAGCGGACCAACCAGACACUCAAAGUGCGACUGGCAAAAUUAGUCAAUGAGCGUCAAAACAACUGGGAUGACUUUUUGGAAGAAGUCGCAUUUUCAAUUCGGACACAGAAACACGGUUCAACAAAGUUCAGUCCAUUCUUCCUCAUGUUUGGUCGACAUCCCAGGACACCAAUAGAGGUACUAACUGUAAUUAUUUGAACCCAUAAAAUGUUGUAAUAUGGACAAACUACCCAUGAGACCAACAUCCCCAAUUGCAGUCUUAAUUUUCAUCUGCCCUCAGUCACAUUUGCACUCAAGCUUUAUGUUGCACCACAAAACAUUAUAUGAACCUUUAUGAGUGUUUAAAACAAUGACUAAUUAUAGAUGGAAAAUGUGGCAGAAGAGGAUGGGAUUUUUGAGUUGGAAACUCCCUCGUCUGAAAUCUUGGAAGAGAUGACAUAUGACCGAUCAGAAAUGAUGAACUGUGUUGACCAACAGGUGUGUAUUAUUAUUAUUGUUCCUGAUGUUUGUCUUUUAUGUAUAUCAUAACAGCACUUGUGUUUUUAUAUGGUAACAUACAGUACCGAAGAUAUCAAUGAGUAGGAACAAUAUUUGAUUAAAAUUAAGUUGUAACUAUUAUGAGCUAACUUUCAGAAAACAAUUGUUGGGCAAACAAAGCCAGUCGGGCAAUAUUCGCUUCACAGUUGGGCAAUAUUCGCUUGUUGUAAAAAUAAAUGGGACAAAUUCUGUAAAUUUUGUGGGAAAUAUGCUACAGGUGUAUCUAAUAGGAAUUUUUCGUAAUCACUCCCCCGCCCCAAUCGACAACAAUUUUGGAAAGUUUCUUCUGAAAUUUUUUUUGACAAUGUGCGCACAAUCCGAAAAAGUCGGGCAAAUUUCUUUCCGCCCACCCCCCCUAAUUUUUUCCUUUACGUACGCCCCUGGCAGCCCGCAACCACCCGGAGAAAAUAGGGUCGCACGGUUAAUCACGAUGAAAAUAUAAUAGGUUCGGCAGAAAAAAUAGAGUUGGUCAGGAACCAGAACCACAGGUAUUUUUUUUACUCCUUGUCAAGGGGAGAGUCGUGUGCUUUAAUGGGUUAAAUUGAUUUAAAUUUUACAGGUUCAAGCCAACAUUGAAAAAGCCCAAGCAAAACAGAAAAAGGAUUUUGCCAAGAGAAAAAACAAGGGGGUCAAGGUUUUCCAGCUUUCAGUUGGUGACCUUGUUCUCCGCAAAGUUAUGAAGAAUAUAAGCCGCAAAGGUGGAAAGUUAGAUGCUUUGUGGACAGGCCCAUACAGGUAUGACAAGAAAUAUCAUGACUAUUUUAUAAGAGUGAAAUUUUUCUCAUGACAAGAACCACUUGGACAUCAAAGCCUAAAUUAACAGUUGGACAUUGGAAUCGUCCGACCAAAUCACAGUUUUUCCAGCCAAAUGCCAAAUUGGUCGGACAUUGUGCCUGGAGCCUGAAAAAUCAACUUUCUUGAAAGACUGGGUUAACUAUAAGCUGCCAGUGCCUGCAAUCAUCCAAAGAACAUUAGAUGUAAAUGAUUUCACUAUAGAUAAUAAGUGUUACUUGUUUUUCUGUAGGAUUGUUGAGAUUGAUCACCAUCAACGUGUCUCGUUGGCAAAGCUAAAUGGGGAUGUGCUGAAUGUCAAAGUGCCUUAUGAGCAAAUUAAACCUCAUACUGCUAGUGACUUGCACAAGCCAAAAUCCUCUCCAGCUGUUCCGCUAGAACCAGGCUUUGAAGAAAUCAAGGCAGAAGAAGUGGAAGAAGAGCCAUGCCAAUCCACUAGCCAAACUGACACUGUCACAAGUGAGCAAGUUCCCAAGGCCAGCAAAAACGAAACUAAUGAUGUUGUCUGCUGUGGUGAAAAAAAGCGGAAAAAGAGACCAAUUGGACCAUUGCCAGUCACACCAGCUCUCAAAUACAAAGACUUUCCCAAACUUUUACCUGUGAUUGAAAGUGGAGAAUGGUUGACAGAUGAACACAUUGACAAUGCACAGGCUAUUCUCGCAGAGAAUUUCCCCCACAUUGGAGGCUUGCAGGCAACAUGGGUGUUCAUUUCAGAAGAGUGCCAAUCGGUGGGUACUCCAAAAGAAGACUUUGUACAAAUUGUAAAUGUUUGUGGGAAUCAUUGGAUCACCCUCAGUAACAUUGGCUGCCCUAAAGAUACUGUAACAUUGUACGACUCACUGUACAACAACCUAGAUUCUGCAAGCAAAGCAAAACUUCACAAGCAAAUUGCAUACAUGCUAAUGCCAACAUCUAAGCAUCUUACAAUCCAGUGGGCUGAUAUGCAGAAACAAACUGGUACUUGCGAUUGUGGGCUAUUUGCAAUCGCAGCGGCAACAAGUCUGUGUUAUGGCAUUUUACCCCAAGACUGUUACUGGGAGCAAGAGAGUAUGAGGGAUCAUUUGUGUAUGUGCUUCCAGCAAGGAGAUCUGGCACUUUUCCCACAAUUGGCAGUUGUUCGAAAACACAAGAGGCAUCACAGAGUGGAAACUACUGAAGUAUUCUGCCACUGUCGACAACCAUACAACCCUGGUGUUUUCAUGGUUGCAUGCGAUCGUUGCCAGGAUUGGUUCCAUCGAGGAUGUGAAAGGGUUCCGAAAAGGAUAAACAAGAACACUUUAUUCGUUUGUAAAAAUUGUGAAUAGAUCACAGAAGAGUAUCAAUAUUGUGUGGAAAUGUAAAUAAGUUGUAAAUAUUUCAUUAAUCAUAAUUAAUUAAGAGAAAUAUCCCAUUCUUUUGGUGUGACUAUGAAUAAUUGCUUGCUGUAAAUAAAUUUGUUGUGGUUGUAAAUAAUUGCUUGCUGUAAAUAAAAUCGAUUAUAGCAGGUUCAGCAUUAUAAAUGUAUCUGUGUGUUCA